GCGGGACCCGCCGCGUCCUCCGCCGACUGGAGAAGAGGCGGGAGCCUUGCCAGUCCCCGCGGCUGGAAGAGAGCAGCCUGCCAACCACGAUGCGCGCCCCGCCUGCCCAGGCCGUCCCCGGGCUACCCCCGAACACCUGCGCGCCCCGGCCGGGUUCCGGGCUCUGAGCGCGCCGCGGCACAGGAUUCAGAAGCAUGUGAAAUAGAUUGCUUGGUCUGAAAUAGAAAAACAGUGGCAACGUUUUGCUGAGUUUCCAGACCUUUCCCAACAUGGAACCAAUAACCUUCACAGCAAGGAAACACCCAUUCCCUAACGAGGUCUCGGUGGACUUCGGCCUCCAGCUGGUGGGCUCCUUGCCUGUACAUUCUCUGACUACCAUGCCCAUGCUGCCGUGGGUGGUGGCAGAGGUGCGAAGGCUCAGUGGGCAGUCUUCCAAAAAGGAGCCUGGCACCAAGCCAGUCCGCCUUUGUGUUUCGCCCUCUGGAUUGAGAUGUGAGCCUGAGCCAGGAAAAAGUCAACAAUGGGAUCCAUUGAUCUGUUCCAGCAUCUUCGAGUGUAAGCCUCAACGAGUUCACAAACUGAUUCACAAUAGUCACGACCCAAGUUAUUUUGCUUGUCUGAUUAAAAAUGAUGCAGCCAAUCAGCAGAGUAUCUGCUAUGUGUUCAAAGCCGAUGAUCAAACAAAAGUGCCUGAGAUCAUCAGUUCCAUCCGGCAGGCUGGGAAGAUCGCCCGCCAGGAGGAGCUCCGCUGCCCUUCGGAGUUCGAUGACACAUUCGCCAAGAAGUUCGAGGUGCUGUUCUGCGGCCGCGUGGCCGUGGCGCACAGGAAGGCUCCACCCGCCCUGAUCGAUGAGUGCAUCGAAGGCUUCAGUCACGUGAGCGGCGGCUUCUCCUCGGAUCAGUUCCGGUCUGCACCGCAGCCACCGGGGGAUGGGGAGCGGGGCCCGCGGCCGAUGCGCAAGUCCUUCUCGCAGCCCGGGCUGCGCUCCUUGGCCUUCCGAAAGGAGUUUCAGGAUGCAGGCCUGCGGAGUAGUAGUUUCUUCAGCUCCUUUGAGGAGAGCGACAUCGAGAACCACCUGAUUAGUGGACACAAUAUUGUGCAGCCGACAGAUAUUGAGGAAAAUCGAACUAUGCUCUUCACGAUUGGUCAAUCUGAAGUUUACCUCAUCAGUCCUGACACCAAAAAAAUAGCGUUGCAGAAAAAUUUUAAGGAGAUAUCCUUUUGCUCUCAGGGUAUUAGACAUGUGGACCACUUUGGGUUCAUCUGCCGUGAGUCUUCCGGAGGUGGAGGCUUUCAUUUCGUCUGUUACGUGUUUCAGUGCACAAAUGAAGCUCUGGUGGAUGAGAUCAUGAUGACCUUGAAGCAGGCCUUCACGGUGGCUGCUGUGCAGCAGACAGCGAAGGCGCCAGCCCAGCUGUGUGAGGGCUGCCCCCUGCAGAGCCUGCACAAGCUCUGUGAGCGGAUCGAGGGAAUGAAUUCUUCCAAAACCAAACUAGAGCUCCAGAAGCACCUGACAACAUUAACUAAUCAGGAGCAAGCAACUGUUUUUGAGGAGGUUCAGAAAUUGAGACCAAGAAAUGAGCAACGAGAGAAUGAAUUGAUUAUUUCUUUCCUGAGAUGUUUAUAUGAAGAGAAGCAAAAAGUUCACAUCCAUAUUGGGGAGAUAAAACAGACAUCACAGAUUGCAGCAGAGAAUAUUGGAAGUGAAUUACCAUCAAGUGCCACUCGAUUUAGGCUAGAUAUGCUGAAAAACAAAGCGAAGAGGUCUUUAACAGAAUCUUUAGAAAGUAUUUUGUCUCGGGGUAAUAAAGCCAGAGGCCUCCAGGAACACUCAGCCAGUUUGGAUCUGGACAACUCCAUGUCUAGCAUGUUCAGUAACACCAGCAAAGAGCCGUCUGGCUGUGAAAAGGAGGCCUUAUCCACCUCCGAGAGCUGCUUCAGGCUCCUCGGCUCCUCAGACGACCUGUCCAGUGACUCGGAAAGCCAACCCACAGAAGAGCCAGCCCUGCUCUCACCCAAGCAGGGCUUCCGAAGGCGUGCCAACACCCUGAGUCACGUCCCCGUGGAAUGCCAGGAGCCUCCACAGCUGGUGCGAGGGUCUCCAGGGGUCUCGCAAAGGAAACUUGUGAGGUAUCACUCAGUGAGCACAGAGACGCCUCGUGAACGAAAUGGGAAUUGUCCACCUGUUGGCGAGUCUCAAAGUCCUUCAGGUCAGUCUUCAGCUCCUGCUCCUCCACCUCGUCUUAACCCCUCCGCCUCCUCGCCUAAUUUUUUUAAGUACCUCAAACAUAACCCGAGUGGAGAACAGAGUGGGAAUGCCGUGCCAAAGAGCAUCUCCUACCGUAAUGCCCUGCGGAAAAAACUUCAUUCCUCUUCCUCUGUGCCAAAUUUUCUAAAAUUUCUGGCUCCUGUAGAUGAAAAUAACACCUCUGACUUUAUGAACACUCAAAGGGACUUUGAGUCCAAAGCCGACCACAUCAGUGAUGCCAGCAGGACCCCUGUGAAGACACGGAGACACUCGUGGAGGCAGCAGAUCUUCCUUCGGGUGGCCACCCCCCAGAAGGCCUGCGAGUCCCCCAAAAGAUACGAAGAUUACUCAGAGUUGGGAGACCUUCCCCCACGAUCUCCACUAGAACCAGUUUGUGAAGAUGGACCCUUUGGCCCUGUCCCAGAGGAAAAGAAAAGGACAUCUCGUGAACUUCGAGAGCUGUGGCAAAAGGCCAUUCUGCAACAGAUACUGCUGCUCAGGAUGGAGAAGGAAAAUCAAAAGCUGCAAGCCUCUGAGAAUGAUUUGCUGAACAAGCGCCUAAAGCUUGAUUAUGAAGAAAUCACUCCUUGUCUUAAAGAAGUGACUACAGUGUGGGAAAAGAUCCUUAGCACUCCAGGAAGAUCAAAAAUUAAGUUUGACAUGGAAAAAAUGCACUCGGCUGUUGGCCAAGGUGUGCCACGACACCACCGGGGUGAAAUCUGGAAAUUCUUGGCGGAGCAGUACCACCUGAAGCACCCGUUUCCCUGCAAACAGCAGCCCAAGGACACGCCCUACAAAGAACUCUUAAAGCAGCUCACCUCCCAGCAGCACGCCAUUCUCAUCGACCUUGGGCGAACCUUUCCAACACAUCCGUACUACUCUGCUCAGCUAGGAGCAGGGCAGCUGUCACUUUACAACAUCCUGAAGGCCUACUCGCUUCUAGACCAAGAAGUGGGCUAUUGCCAAGGUCUCAGCUUUGUAGCAGGCAUCCUGCUGCUUCAUAUGGGUGAAGAAGAGGCGUUUAACAUGCUCAAGUUUCUGAUGUUUGACAUGGGACUGCGGAAACAAUAUCGGCCGGACAUGAUUAUUUUACAGAUCCAGAUGUACCAGCUUUCGAGGCUGCUCCACGACUACCACAGGGACCUCUACAACCACCUGGAGGAGCACGAGAUCGGCCCCAGCCUCUACGCCGCGCCCUGGUUCCUCACCGUGUUCGCCUCACAGUUCCCCCUGGGCUUCGUCGCCAGAGUCUUUGAUAUGAUCUUUCUUCAGGGAUCAGAGGUCAUAUUUAAAGUGGCUCUAAGUCUGCUGGGAAGCCAUAAGCCCUUGAUUCUGCAGCAUGAAAACCUAGAAACCAUAGUUGACUUUAUAAAAAGCACACUACCCAACCUGGGCUUGGUGCAGAUGGAGAAGACUAUCAGUCAGGUGUUUGAGACGGACAUCUCGAAACAGUUGCAAGCUUAUGAAGUUGAGUACCAUGUGCUUCAGGAAGAGCUUAUUGAUUCUUCUCCUCUCAGUGACAACCAAAGAAUGGACAAAUUAGAGAAGACCAACAGCAGCUUACGCAAACAGAACCUUGACCUCCUUGAACAGCUGCAGGUCGCCAAUGGGAGGAUCCAGAGCCUGGAAGCCACCGUUGAGAAGCUCCUGACUAGCGAGAGCAAGCUGAAGCAGGCGACCCUGGCCUUGGAGCUGGAGAGGUCAGCCCUGCUGCAGACGGUGGAGCAGCUCCAGAGGCAGAUGGCAGAGCUGGGCAGCCGGGAGGCUGACCCCACACUGCCCAAGCCCUCGGGUGACUGAUGGCCUGGGGCCCAGCUCCUGCCAGCCCACAGCUCCAGAACAGGUGUGGCCACCGCCCUGACACUGUCCAGGCCUUAACUGAGAGAGAUGCAAAUGCUGGAGGAGAACGGAGAACGAAGCGUGCUUCUCAGGGAGGAGACUGGCUUGCCAGCACACAGAUUCUUCUGAACUGACUCACAGUGCAGGGGACGAACGUCCCAGUGUUUUUGUUGUUGUUUAGGUUUAAUUCUUCCCUUUUCCAGUCUUGAUUACUGUACUCAGUAGAUUAGAUGGCAUGGACUCGAAUAAAUGCACCUUUAUGUUUCUUUGUUGCUUUCUUUUUCAGCAUCCCUGUGUCUGUAAAGGGCAUUUGUUAGUUCUCUGGUAUUUCAGAGAAUGAAGAGGCUGGAGAUACGCUUCCUCUGGCAGAUGUGUCCAUUGUUCUUCCAAGAGGGUUUGCGUGAUUUACACCCUCAGCAUCGCCGGCGGGGUGCAGUUGGCCCUUGACCAUUCUUGUUGUGGAGGCCCCAGGUUACCCCUGGGAAAAAUCAAAAGUGAUUUAUUUAAAUUUGGCAUCUUAAAUUUGGUCACUAUGCUUGAUAUUUAAUGAAGUCUGUCUUUGAAGAACAGUUUUCACAUGUUUUUGCUUAGCCCUUAAGUAUUGAUGACAUUCACUGUAGAUACACGUUUUUACGGGAAGAUCACCAGUUUUUAGACUGCGCCCGGGUAUGGCUAGCGUGUGGCUGACAGUCGUAGAGUUUGGAGUAUUUAUAAUUUCACUGUGGCGUCUCGUAUCCACACUGUAGAGUCUCAUAUUUAUGUUAUGGUGUCAUGUGACGUGAGCAGCCUUGUGUCCCUUCGAGCCUCCACCCCUUGGGAAUCAGAUUCCUUGCUUAAGUUGCCCAGCACGUCAGGACUUUCAGGGGCCCCAGACAUUCUGGGGUUUUAAAGUCUUCAGACUUUCAGCCUGGAAUUACAUCAAAUGUACGGCAGCUGAGAGCAGUUUUUCGUGGUAGGAUGUGCGUGUUGAAUGUAACUCACAACCCAGUGACCCACUCCCUUAGGAUGAGGAGAACCAGUGCCUUCAGCCGUCAAAAGGCCGCUGCCUGGUGUCAUCUGGUCGUCACCUGAGGCCCUCGCUCAUGACAGGCUGGAGCGGGCGGUGGAUUAGAGAGGGGACGUGUAGGCAAGUUCACUUCUCAACAGCAGAACCAUUUCUGGUCUGUAUCAUCAUAACCACUUCUGUUCCACAGGAGUUCUUUGACACCCUCUGUGGUGGGUGUUUCUUUCAAGCCUGAGGUGAAAGGAAGGGUUUUUAAUACCUGUAGUCUUUCUAGAUCUUUCCAGAUAUUUCCAAGGGAGGCGCACUUGCCACCCCUGAUGCCUACACAGUUGGUUGACACCAGGGACUCUCUACCGUUGCCCGUGUCAUAAACCACGAUGACAAGCCUAUAGCCUUCAUUAUGAAUUGUUCCACCAGCUAUAAUUUAGCGGAGUUAACAUGUGAGGUCUUCUUCCCACAUACUUUACUGGUUUGAAAGUUUAAUAAUGUUGAAUUUUGGACAUCUUAUUACUGUUACUCAA
Molecule: messenger RNA, 5612 nt
Organism: Budorcas taxicolor (takin)
Lineage: Eukaryota; Metazoa; Chordata; Mammalia; Artiodactyla; Bovidae
Gene: TBC1D1
Product: TBC1 domain family member 1
Exons: 22
Coding region: 270-4049 (1259 amino acids)
Source: RefSeq, a predicted model, not a curated record